GCAAAUCAAAUCGCGGCCUUUGAAAGCAAAACACCGCAGGACCCAGGCAGCCCGGAGCCGGGGAAGGAAUUCAGGAGGCUGUGCCUCCGGGUUGCGAGGCGCCAGCCUCUCUGUCAUUUCUCGGGAACCUCUGAUAGGUGCGCCCGGGAGGAAACGUCUCCGAGCUCCGCAGGAAUCAGGAAACACAUCCCUGGCUGUCCACUGGCAGGAAUUGGCACUUCUCCCAGUGAAGAUGAGGAAAAGGCUAUAGAUCAGCCAAAAGGGCCUCGGAGUGCUGCUUCGGUGUGAGACAGAGAUGGCUGGUGGAAGGGGGUGAGCACCACCAGGGAAGAUGGCUCACCGCUCCGGUGCCACCUAGUGCUGCCCCAGCUCCUGAGCCGGCCCGCGGGAUGUGCGCCUAGACACCAUGGACCGAGCCCACAGCGCGGCCCUUCACCUGCAGCAGCUCCCGCCCACCAGCAGCGCCGACCCCGGGAGCCAGGCCUCCUUCUCCUACAAGGAAAACUUGAUCGGCGCCCUUUUGGCAAUUUUCGGGCACCUAGUGGUCAGCAUUGCACUUAACCUCCAGAAGUACUGCCACAUCCGGCUGGCAGGCACCAAGGACCCCCGGGCCUAUUUCAAGACCAAGACAUGGUGGCUGGGCCUGUUCCUGAUGCUGCUGGGCGAGCUGGGCGUGUUCGCCUCCUACGCCUUCGCUCCUCUCUCCCUGAUAGUGCCCCUCAGCGCCGUCUCCGUGAUAGCGAGUGCCAUCAUAGGAAUCAUAUUCAUCAAAGAAAAGUGGAAACCUAAAGACUUCCUGAGGCGCUACGUCUUGUCCUUCGUCGGCUGCGGUUUGGCCAUUGUGGGCACCUACUUGCUGGUGACAUUCGCACCCAACAGCCACGAGAAGAUGACGGGCGAGAACAUCACCAGGCACCUCGUGAGCUGGCCUUUUCUCCUGUACAUGCUGGUGGAGAUCAUCCUGUUCUGCCUGCUGCUGUACUUCUACAAGGAGAAGAAUGUCACCAACAUCGUUGUGAUUCUCCUCCUGGUGGCGUUGCUCGGCUCCAUGACGGUGGUGACUGUGAAGGCCGUGGCCGGGAUGCUGGUCCUGUCCAUCCAGGGGAGCCUGCAGCUCGACUGCCCCAUCUUCUACGUGAUGCUCGUGUGCAUGGUGGCCACCGCCAUCUACCAAGCCACGUUUUUAAGUCAAGCCUCACAGAUGUACGACUCCUCUCUGAUUGCCAGCGUGGGCUAUAUCCUAUCCACAACCAUCGCCAUCACAGCAGGCGCCGUGUUUUACCUGGACUUCCUCGGGGAGGACGCACUGCACAUCUGCAUGUUUGCGCUGGGGUGCCUCAUCGCAUUCCUGGGCGUCUUCUUAAUCACGCGGAACAGGAAGAAGGCCAUUCCGUUUGAGCCCUACAUCUCCAUGGACGCCAUGCCAGGGAUGCAGAACAUGCAUGACAAGGGGAUGGUGGUCCAGCCUGACCUCAAAACUUCCUUCUCCUAUGGGGCCCUGGAAAGCAACGACAGCAUUUCUGAGAUCUACGCUCCGGCCACGCUGCCCGUCAUGCAGGAAGAGCACGGCUCCAGGGGCGCCCCCGGGGCCCCCUACCGAGUCCUGGAGCACACCAAGAAGGAGUGAGCCCACCCCGCAGGACACCCCCUCCCCGCUGCUCGCCGCUGCGCAAGCUGUGCCCACCGUGGCUCAGCUCUUCGUUCCAGAACUCGCCUCUCAAGCUGUAUUUUUUAAAAGCCGAGAGCUGUGCGGAGGGGGAUCUAGAAAAGGCUUUGUCUCUGGCAGAGGUUGUGUGGAUCCUGGUCUGGGACAUUUCCGAUGUCGGGGUGAGGGGAGAGGACGGAAGCAGUAUUCCCGGGGGGGCAGCCUCUGCCCGGUGAGUCCAGCGGGUUUGGAAAGCCUUCCCGGCCUUGACCUUGGCAACUGGGCUUCCGCAGCCAAUGACCAAAGCUUGCCACAUUCCUCGGAGCUCAGGCCAGCCCGAGAUUCUGCUUGUUCUCACCAAACCCCAUGCAGGCUGGAGACCUCUCAGUCUCGCCCUCCCCACCUCACGUGCAGGCCGCUCCGCUGGCUACCCUCUCACAUGGGAUUCCGUGUUUGCGGUAACGUUUGUGUGGGCGUCCCGUGGCUAGGGGGUCAGCCUGUCGUCGCCUGUAGGAAAUGCACUCUGCCCCCGUUGUCUGUGCCUCCCAGGGGAGUGUGCUGGGCUGGUUAGAGUGGAUCUCCUGGGAAAACUCAUUUGGUUUUGGUUCUGUGAACUACUUGAUAGCUCCCCACCCCCUUGCGAGGAACUGGGAGGUUAAGAGAAGAUGGGGGGGGAGGGGG
Pipistrellus kuhlii (Kuhl's pipistrelle) is the source of this 2326-nucleotide messenger RNA. RefSeq names its product NIPA like domain containing 3 (gene NIPAL3). Gene Ontology annotation, cellular component: membrane. Bases 407 to 1627 code for a protein of 406 amino acids. Gene Ontology annotation, molecular function: magnesium ion transmembrane transporter activity. The record is from RefSeq and is a predicted model, not a curated record. Gene Ontology annotation, biological process: magnesium ion transport. The transcript has 12 exons. Lineage: Eukaryota; Metazoa; Chordata; Mammalia; Chiroptera; Vespertilionidae.